GAUCUACUUUAGCUCAAUUAAGGCUUCUAAUUCAUAAAACUAAAUCCCGCGGCAAAGUGCGGCCAAAAUUUCUAGUAUUUUCAGUGACUGUUCAUUUAACAGUAAAAUGCCGGUUCUGCCCUUGCUUUUUCCAUCGGUUUCUUCUUUCUUCUACGGACUGUUUCUUUUGCUCUCACUGCACUCCCUCUCCUCCCAUCUCAGCGAUUUCUGUUCGGUAUUCAUCUUGAGCCGACGUCUUCACUAGCGUGGUGCUUCAAUCGAUUUCUCAAGUUUUCAAUCUUAUUCGAGUGAGUUGUUGAUAGGUAUAAUUUGGCUCAGUCUCAAUUGGUGCUUGGAUAUGGUGUGAGGCUAGCCAAUUGGUGAUUGAAAGAGUAGGUCUACUGCUUGCCUUCUCAAUUUUGGUGGCUAAGAGGGAAGAGUGUUGGUUCAGGGAGAGCGAGUAGAAAGAAAGCCAUCCUUGACAGCCGCAGAGAGAGAGAGAGAGAGAGAGAGAUAUUCAAGAAGCGAAAAUCUGGGUUGCUCUUCUCAAUCAAAUUGUCAAGGCAUUAGAAACAUUCAAAGGCAGUAGGCAGUACAACCUCAUUAAAAUUGGGCACUUAUGCUCAAAAUAUGUGAUCCAUAUGGAGGAAUGUGUUAAAUGGUUAGAACAUGGAGAAGACUGUAAAAGUACUUGGGCUCCCUCCCCUUUGCGAACUAGAUAACUUCAUUUGAUUACUAUUAGUUGUUAGUUCAGUUAGAAAGCAAUUGAUAAUUGUUAUACAACUUGAACGAAGUGAUACUACCCGCAGCAAAGCGCGGGAUUUCUAACUAGUGAAUAGCAUUGCCCUGCUUUUAUUUAUCUUCAACUUUUUACUUAAACCCCCAGACCAAGAAAAAGAAGCCUUUCACUUAAACCUCAAAAUGCUCCACCUGGUAAAACCCCUCCGCCCCCAUCUCCGCCAUCUACGGUUGGCCCACUUCAAGGCCCCAAAGCCCCCAAAGCCGCCGGAAUCCCCUCUGAAGCCGCCAAACCCUCCCCAGAAGCCCGAAACCUUCACCCUCCACGAUCACACGUGGCAGGACCCCUACAGCUGGAUGUCCAAGCUCAACGACAAGGUCGCCAUGCGACACAUGGACAUGUACAUGGAACAAGAAGACAAGUACACCGAAGCUGUCAUGUACGGCACCGACCGCCUCCAGAGCAAGCUCCAGUCUGAGAUGGCCUCCCGCUUAUCCUUCGACCUCUCCACUCCUCCUCUCAAAUUCGGACCAUGGUUGUACUACCGGCGCGUGGAGGAAGGUAAGCAGUUUCCGGUGCUGUGUCGUCGACUCGCGAGUUUACACGACGAGUUCAUUUCUCAUAAGUCGCCUUCUGCUGGGUUUGAUUUUACUUCCGGUAAGAGAAUUGAGCAGAAGCUGAUUGAUUACAAUCAAGAAGCUCAAAGAUUUGGAGGUUAUGCAUAUGAAGAAUUAUCGGAAGUUUCGCCGGAUCAUCGGUUUAUUGCUUAUACAAUGUAUGAUAAAGACAAGGACUUGUUUAGGUUGUCUGUUAGGAACUUGAAUUCUGGUGCAUUGUGUAGUAAGCCUCAAGCGGAGCGUGUUUCGAAUUUGGCUUGGGCCAAAGACGGGCAGGCAUUGCUUUAUGUUGUUACCGAUCAGAACAAGCGGCCAUAUAGGAUGUAUUGUAGCAUGAUUGGAUCGACUGAUGAGGACGUUUUGGUUUUUGAAGAAUCGGAUAAUAAUGUGUUUGUCAACAUUAGACACACGAAAGAUUUCCGGUUUGUGACUGUAAAUACCUUCUCUACCGCGUCUUCCAAGGUCUUUUUGAUAAAUGCAGCUGAUCCAUUGUCGGGGUUGAACUUAGUUUGGCAGUGUGAAGGUAUAGCGCAUUGCGUACUUGAGCAUCACCAAGGAUAUAUUUUUCUGUUUACAGAUGCUGCGAAAGGAGGGCAGUCAGUUGAUAACCAUUAUCUCCUUCGUAGUCCUGUGGAUUCUUCGAGCAGUCCAAGAAUAUGGGAGGAUGUAUUCGUCAGUGACCCAGACUGGGUUUUUGAGGAUGUGGAUUUCAGUCAUACACACUUGGUACUUAAUAUAAGGGAAGGGCGAAACUUUAGACUUUGUUCUGUUGCUUUACCUUUGCCUGCUGGGAAGGGACCAGUUCAUCUAAAAGAGCGUCACCCACAAUUCUUGCCUCUUCCAAAAUAUGUUUCGCAAAUUUCACCUGGACCAAAUUAUGACUACCAUUCAUCAAAGAUGCGCUUUACAAUAUCGUCACCUGUGAUGCCAAAUGCUGUGGUUGAUUAUGACCUGUCAAAUGGAAACUGGAAGAUCAUUCAACAGCAGAAUAUUCUUCAUGAAAGAACAAAGGUUUUGUAUGGAACAACUUCUUCAGCAAGCAUCAGCGAGAAAACCUUAAAUACAGAUAAUUUGAAUUCUGCAAAUGAAGUCAGCCCUGAUGAUCAGCAGUUGUGGAAUGAUCUUUCUGAGUUUUAUGCUUGUGAACAGCAUAAUGUCUCUUCUUAUGAUGGAGUCUUGGUUCCAUUGACUGUUGUAUACUCUUGCAAAAACAAGAAAGAGGAUCAGAACCCUGGAUUGCUUCAUGUGCAUGGAGCUUAUGGUGAGCUACUCGAUAAAAGGUGGCGCAGUGAGUUGAAAAGCCUUCUUGAUCGUGGUUGGAUGGUUGCCUAUGCUGAUGUUAGAGGUGGAGGCGGUGGAGGUAAGAAGUGGCAUCAUGAUGGAAGAUGUACAAAGAAGAUUAAUUCCAUCAAGGAUUUUAUAGCCUGUGCCAAUUUCCUUGUUGACAAAGAAAUUGUCCAUGAAAAAAAGCUCGCUGCUUCAGGUUAUAGUGCUGGAGGACUUGUAGUUGCUUCAGCCAUCAAUCAAUGCCCACAUUUGUUUACUGCUGCAGUUUUGAAGGUUCCAUUUUUAGAUGCAACGAGCACUCUUCUCUAUCCCAUUAUACCGCUCACAGCCGUUGACUAUGAAGAGUUUGGAUACCCUGGGGACAUUAAUGAUUUUCAUGCUAUACGUGACUAUUCUCCAUACGACAAUAUUCAGAAGGAUGUUCUCUAUCCAGCUGUAUUGAUAUCCUCGUCUUUCAAUACACGUUUUGGAGUGUGGGAAGCUGCAAAAUGGGUUGCACGAGUUCGUGAACUUACAGUUUAUGACCCAAAGCGUCCAAUACUGCUUAAUUUGACAACAGACAUAGUAGAGGAAAACAGGUACCUCCAGUGCAAGGAAUCGGCACUAGAGACUGCAUUUCUUAUAAAGGCAAUGGAAUCGUAGAGACUGCAGUUUUUACUCACUACUGAAUCUGUUGGUCAGCAACACAGAAGCUAGCUGUUGGCAGGAGCAUUUUUUUGGUCCAUGAAUUUAGACCCUCAAAUUAUGUAGGGUUGUUAGUUUGUCCUAGUUUAGUUUUGCAUGCUUCACACGUGCCGAACUAAAACUUGAAUCUCAAACGGAUUUUCAUUUCAAAUGUGGCUCCUAAUUUCAUAUCCCAAUAUUUGGGAGUCCUAAUCUCCAAACUAAUUAUAUAUUUUCUCAAAUUUAAAAAUUUACUAUUUGUUGAUUGA
Messenger RNA from Rosa rugosa (rugosa rose), 3554 nucleotides. RefSeq lists its product as uncharacterized. The record is from RefSeq and is a predicted model, not a curated record. NCBI's taxonomy places the organism in Eukaryota, Viridiplantae, Streptophyta, Magnoliopsida, Rosales, Rosaceae. Gene Ontology annotation, biological process: proteolysis. Gene Ontology annotation, molecular function: serine-type endopeptidase activity. Bases 901 to 3264 code for a protein of 787 amino acids. The transcript is spliced from 13 exons.